UGGAGCUGAGCUCUUCCCCUGAAUGAAUCCAAGUAACCCUGGUGACUGCCUUCUGAAAUGACCAGCAGACACACAUCUGUACAGAGGCUGCCCGAAGUAUAAACUCUGGUUCUAAAGUACCAUGUCCAGCCAAGGAAGUCCUGCAGUGGAGUUUUCUACGACAACAGUCAGUUCAGUAGCUGUGCAGGCUGGGGACUGUAAAAUCGUCAUAGCUGUCAUCAAGUGUGGCAAGUGGGUACAACUUCAGCUGGCUGAAUCACAGCCCAAUAUUCUAGAAAUUGGUAGCAGUCAAGAUGAAACCAAAAAACUUCUUCAUGAUCAUGAACUUCUUUUGGCCAAGCUCAAGGCUUUGGAAGAUCGGGUAUGGGAACUCUUGCAGGAAGCAGACAAGACAGCUGAAGAGAACAAGGAUCAGAGUCAAGUCUAUGAUGCCAUGGCUAAUACCCUGGGCGAAGCAUGGGCAGCCCUGGUCUCCAUGCUUGAAAGAAGACGAGAGCUCCUAAGGUUGACCUCUGAAUUUUUUGAAAGUGCCUUGGAGUUUGCCAUUAAAAUAGAUGAAGCUGAAGAUUUCCUCCAGAACACUCAGGAGUUUGAGAGUGCCGAGUCCUUAAAAUCACUUCUUCAGCUUCAUGAACAUCAUACCAAAGAACUCUUAGAACGAUCUCUGGCCCUUUUAAACAAAAGUCAACAACUCACUGACUUCAUAGAAAAAUUCAAGUGUGAUGGACCUAAUGUAAAUCCCGAGUUGGUCCAGGGAGCUCAUAACAGCUGCCUGAAGAUCGACAGUCUUCUUGAACUUCUACAAGACAGGAGACGGCAACUAGACAGGUACCUGAAGCAACAGCGACAGGAAUUGAGUCAAGUUCUUCAGAUAUGUCAGUGGGACCAACAAGAAAAUCAGGUUACUUCUUGGUUUCAGAAAACCAUAAAAGAGCUACGGGAACAAAGCCUAGGUUCAUCACUUUCAGACAAUGAGGAGCUAAUCCGUAAGCACGAGGAACUGAAAAUAAAAGCAAAGGCAUCCCUGCAGUCGGGAAUUGAUGUGCUGCGUCACCCAACCUCACACGGUCGAUGGCUUUGCAGUCAUUUGGCUUCUGCAUUUCAGGAACUAGAAGAACCAUGGGCUGAGUGGAAUUCCACUGUCGAGAAGCUGAAGAGUGAGGCACUUGAGAUUCUGCUGUCCAAGCACCAUAUGGAGAGAGAACAUCUACAACUCUCUAACCAGAAACUGAAUCAGCUACAAGAAGAAUUUGGUCAGCUCAUCGUGGAAAGGAACACCUGGUUAAAAAAGGCAAAUGAGUUCUUUAACAGCGCUAACAAGGCAUUUGAUGUGCUUGGAAGAGUUGAAGCUUACCUUAAGCUCCUUAAAUCAGAGGGUUUAAGUCUGCCUGUCUUGGCAGCAAGGCAUGAGGAAUUACACAGAGAAAUUAAAGACUGCACAGCUGAUGCUUUGCAGAAGGGACAAGCCUUAAUCAGCCAAGUAGACUCCGGCAGCUCUCAGGUGACCGGUGUCCAUGAAAUGAUGGGAUGCAUUCAGAGACGCGUGAAUCAUCUGACUGAACAGUGUUCAGCGCACAAGGAAUUUGCUCUUAAGAAACAACAAUUAACAGCCUCAGUGAAGGGCCACCUAAGGAAGGCGGAAAUGUCAAUUCAGAAAAUCAAUCGAGUACUUUCCAGUGCAAUGGAUGUUGGUUCCAGCCUUUCUGAGUCAGGAGAGAUUUUGAGUAAAUAUUUGGAACUAGACAUCCAAGCUAAGGACACAGCACAAGAAUUAGAAGCAGCUGCAAAACUUAUGACAGAGAAAAAUGAAUUUGAACCUGAUGAAGUGGCAUUGCUUUUUUCUAAAGCUAAAUGGCUAGAGGAAGAAUUAAACGUACUUGGCCAAAGCAUCGGCUCCAGGUCACAAGUCCUGCAAACUUAUGUGGCAUUUCUAAAGUCAUCAGAGGAGAUAGAGGAGCAGUGUCAGAGCCUCAAGGAGUUUUACCAAACUGAAAACCCGCGGAGGGAAGAGGAUCCUGCUGACGCCAAAUACCAGUCUGACUCUGCUGAGCAGUGGCAGCUCUUUUUAAAGAGGAGUUUUUUAACUCAAGACCUAGGGCUUCAGUUCCUUAACUUAAUAAAUAUGGCAAAAGAAAAUGAAAUAUUCAACGUGAAAAGGAAAGUCCACCUUAUGGAGAACACUAUGGAAAGCCAGAAGGCAGAAAGGGAAGAAGUCAGCCGCCUCCGGAUGGCAUGGCAACUUAAAACCACUGCAAGCCAGCCUGUGAAACAGCAGUGGGGAGCUUUCAAAGAGCAACUUAAAAAGACUAGUCACAAUGUAAAACUUCUUCAGGAAGCUCUGACGCCUGUGACUGCACUUGACCUUGGAGGGAGCCUCCAGACCAUUUUAGGUCUACGGAAAAAAUGGAAUGCAAUGAAGCCUCAGUUCCAGCAACUGAAUGAUGAGGUUCAGUACACUAUAAAAGAAUCAGAAGAACUAAGUGCCAAAGGCAUGCAGGUGAAAGAGAAGUCUCAACAACUAAAGGAACUCAUUCACUUCCAUCAGAAACAGAAAGAGAGAAUCGGAGACUACGAGGAACUCCUGUGUAAGACAGUCCAGUUCCACCAAGUCAAGGAAGAGCUGGAACAUCUCAUCAAAUCAAGAGAACUGGAGUUUCUAGAUCAGCCCAAGGAGCUGGAUAACGCUCGUGAUGCCCAGCUUCACCUCCGUCGCUCUCAGGAAAAGCAGGCACAUAUACACCGUCUCCACAAACUGGCCCUAUCCCUGGGAGUGGGCAUCAUCUCAUUAGUGCAGCGGCCGAACUGCUCUAAUGUGUCUGCAAAGAACCUACAGCAGCAGCUGGACAUCCUUGAGAGGGACAGUGAGAACUGGUGCACCAAAGCCAAGGAGUAUGAGCAGACCCUGACCUGCAGCUUGGACUACUGCACCACAAGGGAAGAGAUAAACGAGCUCAAAGAGUCAUUCAAAGAUACCAAAAAGAAAUUCAACAAUUUGAAGUUUAAUUACACUAAGAAAAAUGAAAAAGCUCGGAAUCUGAGGGCUCUUAAAUAUCAAAUUCAACAAGUUGAUAUGUAUGCUGAAAAAAUACAGACUUUGAAAAGGAAAAUGGAAAAAGUUGAGAUUAAAACUUCUGAUUCUUUAUUAAAUUAUCCAAAUAAUAAAGGUAAUAUCCUUUUGGAAGCCAUGAAGGAUUUGCAAAAACAUGUGGAUGAGUUUGACAGAGUUGUAACAGAUUACAAGAAGAACUUGGACCUGACUGAGCAUCUCCAGGAGAUGAUAGAAGAGUGUAAUUUUUGGUGUGAAGAUGCAAGUGCCACAGUUGUAAGAGUUGGAAAAUAUUCCACAGAGUGCAAAACAAAGGAUGCUGUGGAAAGUCUCCACCAGCAGUUCAAUAAGUUUAUCAUACCCUCUGUGCCUCAGCAAGAAGAAAGGAUUCAGGAGAUCAGUGACCUCGCUCAACGAUUAUAUGGUUUGGAAGAAGGGCAGAAAUAUGCUGAGAAAAUAGUGGCAAAACACAAAGAGGUCCUUGAAUCUAUUACUGAAUUAUGUGGCUCUCUCACAGAGCUUGAAGAAAAGCUGAAGCAGGGAGAUGCUUUAAAGAUGAAUCUGAAUUCGGAAGACUUCCACGAUGAUUGCAUUGACCUACUGAAAGAACCAGUGAGAAAUAAGCAGAUAAUAUUGACUGAAGAAACAAAUAAGGAACAGGCUAUGGUAGCCGACAUUUUGGCCAUUGAUGGAACAGGAGGGAGUCAGCUUCCACGGGACCUGAAGCAGCUGUCCUCUGGCAGAGAAGGUGGUGUCCAAGGUCUGCUCCUGCCUGCAGACAUGCUUUUAGAAGAACACGAGUGUGUCUCACCUGAUGACAUCUCCUUGCCUCCACUCCCAGGGAGCCCCGAUUCCCCCCUCGCACUGUCUGACAUGGAGGUGGAAGAACCUUCCAGCCCCUCCCUCAGCCUUCACAGAAGCAGCUACAGGAUGCAGAAGGGGGCCAGUGGCCCAGGGGAGGCCCAGGAAUCUAUCCUUUUACCACCUCCUGCUUUUGCUGAUACUUGCAAUGAUGAGAGAGAAACGUUUUCAAGUCAUUUUGAGAGGCCUUACCCUCAGUUCAAAGCUGAGCCCCCAUUAAGCCCCAGAGGAUUUCUGGAAAAGAGUACUGCUGUCUGCGAAAUCAGUGCUAAACAUCCAGAGAGCAUGCCGAGUGAAGUGCAUGAGAGAGCUUUACAGCAGCACCCACAGGCUCAGGAAAGUUUGCUAGAAACACAGGAGAAAAUGCAUGCUGAUGAUAACGUCACUAAAACUGGAGAUAGGCUGCAUGCUUCCCAGGACGAGUUCUCGGGCCUCGGGUUUCAAUCAGGCCCCAGCCUGGCCUAUCAGAGGCAAAUAGUUUCCCAAGAAGAGAGUAGAAGCACAUCAGCAAAAAGCAGCGUGGUCAGCCUAGCUGGCCAGGCACCUCAUUUCUCCAGGCUCCUGUCUAAUGUAACUGUUGUGGAAGGUUCUCCAGUGACUUUGGAAGUUGAAGUGACAGGAUUUCCAGAGCCUACACUGACAUGGUACAAGAAAGGCCAGAAAUUGUCUGCAGAUGGACACUUACAGGUUUUACACAAGGAGACGAGACAUUCAGUGUUCAUUCCGAAGGUAUGCGGGGCAGAUGCAGGCCUCUAUGUGGCUCGGGCCCAAAACUCUAGUGGCAUUCUCUCUUCCAAUGUCAUCCUCCAUGUGACAAGUAACUGCAGGCCACCAAUCGCAAGAAUAACCUGGAUAACGCUGUGUGUCAUCUAUGUUAGUGUGUCCCUAAUGUACUGGCUACUCAUACAGUGACUGUGGGAUUGGCACCCAGGGACGUCAUUCUCAGGAGCCUAAAGGACAAUACAGUUGUUUCUUUCCCUGCGUCUUCUGCAAAGCAUCCCCCACCAAGUGUACCUACAUUCUGGUCAUAUUGCUUGUUUAGCUAAUAUCAUGGCUUGGGAAAGUUACUGUUUUCUUUAAUGCUUUAAUCUAUUUGAAGAGCUUGGUAAAUUAUUUGCAGUGGAUAACGAUACAUUUUUGUAUUCUAAAAAGAGAUGUGUUCAAUAUAAAACGCAGUAAAAUUAUGCUAUGUUUAUUCCUCUUAAUUUAGGAGCAUGCAGAUCAUGGCACACAACAUGGAGAUGUGAGUCCAAUUUCAAAUCCAGUUGUUUGAAAAUUUAUUUUCAAUUGUACUCAUAAAAUCUCCUUAUAGAAUAACAGUAGAAAUGUUGAACUGAAGAUGUAAUGUUUAUUAUUGUACUAGGUGGUCUUUAAUUUUGUUUCUCAUGUCUCGAUCUCAUUUACUGAAAUACAUUCAGUGUGGUUUCUACAUAGCCUGCAUUCCUGAAUCUGAGGAUGCUGCUGUAAAUAAUCACUCCUCAUGCUGAUCGCCUGGGUUUGACAUUCGAGAACAAAUGUAUCCGCCAACUUUAAACGGAGUUUCAAAUGUCCAUCAGCUAUGCAUGUCCCAGAGCAAGAUGGAACUCAGGGUGUGGCAAUGGACCAACACUGUUCCUGUCAUUCCGUUGACAUGUUUUGGGCAGCCAUGUGUAUGCCAUUUCAACCAGUUCCUGCUUCUAAUCUUGAUUGUGCUGCUGACCAGUUUUGCAGCCUAUGGUAGGGCAUCUUGGUGCCUCAGUUUCCCAUCCAGAAAAUGGGUUCAUCAUCUACCUCUUGGGCAACUGAAAGUUUUCAUUUCAUGUCCUAUAAAUAUCUGGAAAAUGAAAAGCUCGCUAUGAAGGCGAAGGGCGCUUAUGUUGAUUAAUGUAAUCUGUCAUAACAUUGCCUCCUGCCCACUAUUUCUCUUUCAGGUGUUGUUUCUUUAGAAUAUUAAAUUAAAGGAGUGGUGUUAGCAUGUGAUCUCCAACUAUUCCCAUAUUAGAAAAUGAUGUUUUAUGAAUUGGAGCUUAAAUUCCAUUCUAAUUUCUCAAGAUGACUUGAAAUUAAAUUCAGGAGGAUCCAUUUAGUAUGAUCUAGGGGGAAACAAUGUGUAGUAAAAUGACAUAAGACAAAUCUAUCCUUUCUCAUAAUUAUCACUUUAAUAUUGAAGAAUGUUCUAUGCUUUUAUGAAAUAUAUUAUUCAAAAAAGAUUACCUGUUUGGCUCCUUUUAAAAAUAAACAUGAAUAAGAGAGGCAUUUGUCUUUUAGAUUUUAAGCAUCAUCUUGUCAUGCUAGGGAAAGUCAUUAGUUGAAAGAAUAAUUCAUUAUAGUUUUUUGAUGAAGGGAAGGAAUUAAUUAUGUUGC
Messenger RNA from Rhinolophus ferrumequinum (greater horseshoe bat), 6250 nucleotides. RefSeq names its product coiled-coil domain containing 141 (gene CCDC141). Gene Ontology annotation, molecular function: protein binding. The coding region runs from base 122 to 4819 and encodes 1565 amino acids. Lineage: Eukaryota; Metazoa; Chordata; Mammalia; Chiroptera; Rhinolophidae. The transcript has 25 exons. The record is from RefSeq and is a predicted model, not a curated record.